AUGGCUCGCAGGGGCGCUUUUAGAACCGCCAUUGCGUCAUGCGUCUUCGUGCUGGCGGCCUGUGCGGCGGCGGCGUCGCAGAUCAAGGGAGCCCCGGCUGCCGUCGAGAGUCUUAGCUUGGAGGAGCUGGAUGGCCGACUCCAGACAUGUCCCGUUGUCCAGGAGCUCAACACCGCCAAGCUGGCUCACUUCGAGGCCGCGCCCUCGUCCCUCACCACGAAGCUCUUCUCGGUGCUGUUCCCCGGCUCGCCCGCCGUGAAUGCGCUGCUGGCCACGCUCUACAUCUCCGGUCCGCCCAACUUCCUGCUCGCCCUCGUCCCGACCAACAUCGAUCCCUCCUCGCUAUCCGUCAUGGUGGCUUUUGCCGUUGGAGGCCUGCUCGGCGACACGCUCUUCCACCUGCUGCCCGAGAUCUUUGUUGGAGAAGACGAGCCGGACCGGGCCAAGUUUGUGCUUGUCGAGCCGAACCGCAACUUGAUCCUCGGCCUGGGCAUCCUCGUGGGCUUCAUGACCUUUGUGGCCAUGGAUAAGGGCUUGCGAAUUGCAACGGGGGGCGAGGGCCACGAUCACUCGCACGGACAUUCGCAUGGCGACGAGAAACGCGCCAGGACCGCAGAUGUCGGCCUCUCUACCGGCGCGAGCACCGUCGAGGGCGAGGCCAAGUCGAGGAAGAAGAGCGACAAUAAGGAGACUCAAGUGGACGAGCAGUCAAAGCUAAAGGAGAUCAACCCCAGCGUAAAACUAGGCGGCUAUCUUAACUUGAUCGCUGACUUCACGCACAACAUCACCGACGGCCUAGCCAUGUCCGCCAGCUUCUACGCCUCUCCCACCAUCGGCGCCACCACCACCGUUGCCGUCUUCUUCCACGAGAUCCCCCACGAGGUCGGCGACUUUGCGCUGCUGAUCCAGUCCGGCUUCUCCAAGCGCGCCGCCAUGGCCUCCCAGUUCGUCACCGCCAUCGGCGCCCUGAUGGGCACGCUCAUCGGUAUUGCCGUCCAGGAAUUCGGCUCCGGAGGUGCUGACGGCGAGGCCAUGCCGCGAAAUGGAGGGCUCUGGGGAACAAGCCUGACGUGGGGUGAUAUGUUGCUGCCAUUCACGGCGGGCACAUUUUUGUACGUCGGCACCGUUGCCGUCAUCCCAGAGCUGCUGGAGACUGGUCCCAACAAGGGCGAGGAGCUGCGAAAGACGCUUACGCAGUUCGCGGCUGUUGCAGCUGGCGCGGGCAUCAUGUUGUAUAUUUCAUGGCAUGAGUAA
Messenger RNA from Trichoderma asperellum CBS 433.97, 1254 nucleotides. RefSeq lists its product as uncharacterized. Gene Ontology annotation, molecular function: zinc ion transmembrane transporter activity. Gene Ontology annotation, cellular component: membrane. The record is from RefSeq and is a predicted model, not a curated record. Gene Ontology annotation, biological process: intracellular zinc ion homeostasis; zinc ion transmembrane transport. NCBI's taxonomy places the organism in Eukaryota, Fungi, Ascomycota, Sordariomycetes, Hypocreales, Hypocreaceae.